GACAGAUUGCAUUUUUUGUAGACACGGGCACAAGUGUUCGCUUGUGUGUUUUUCGCUAAAUGCUAGUUUUUAGCUUAUAAUUUCCUUCCGUCGGAUGCCAAGUUGGGGCAGUUUUGGGGCCCGUGCCAUCUCGCUACCAAGCAAAGGGAGUGUGUGUUAUUCGCCGACUUGAAAGGAUCUGUGUGGCGGUGAAGGGGGGAUAUUGCGUGUUUUUUUGAUCUUCACUGUUUUCUGUGCGUGAUAAAGUGAUUUAGUAGGGAAGUUUGUAUGGUGCGACUAACGUUGCCUCAUCCGAAAAGGCGACACAGUACGGGUGUCCUUAGCUGCACUGUUCCCUCUCCUUUCCUGUGAGUGCGUGGUGCCAAGUCUGUUGUGUGUGUGUGCGCUAAAAGGUGCUUUACCGAAGUGUGUUCUGUGCGUGCGUGCUUGUGUGUGUGUGUGCGAGUGUGUGUCUUUUAGCUUCCCUGCAUAUCUGACCAACGCCGACAGUUUGUGUCGAUGUGUCCUGGGAUAGUGGAAUAAUGAAACCUAGCUUAUGCUACACCUACUGCACGCUGUUACUGGUGUCGCUCGUUUCCAGUUGCACACUGUUCCUCAUAGUGGCUUCGGAGAAGCUGAAGCCAACUACUGACGAUCAGCUGCAGCAGCAUGGUGCCGGAACACGGGAACCGCUAGAUGGAAGCAACCUGGUGCAACAACAUACUGACGGUGCUGGCGAACGGUUGCCCCCGAACGGCGGUGUAAACGAAGCAAAGGAAGCCUUUCCCCACAAACGGGUGCUUUCGAGUGGGAACGGCACACCGCCCGGACAUGUGCGGAGUAAAAACGGUCCUGGGGAGGAAGGAAAUGGAGCGAAACCUCUCAAAAGGCCCGCACCGGGACGGGCUGGUGGAAGGAAUACGCUCAAGAAAGACAUCCUCACAGCAAAGCCGCACCAGCAGCAGCCGCAGGAAGAGCCACCGGAUCUAAAGGAUGUAAUAUUUUUGGAAACCAUCUCCAAAAACGUUGGCGUUACUAAUAGCGGAUUACAAGACAUUCCAGGUCCACCAUCGAUCAUCACGCUGGUGGACAAUCAGCACCACGAGUUGAACAAUAUCGAGAGCAAGUUGGAGGAGAACUUGGAGGCAACGUUGAAGAAUCUAUCGCACAACAAUGUGCACACUGUUCAAACGACGGUUCCACUGCACGGCAACGAUCACGGACAGUUGGCCGGCGAGGAAGAGGCUCCUGCCAACGGAACAACAGCCGUCGAUCAGCAGGAUCUUUCAAUCGGCGACGGCCAAGAGAACGAACAGCCGUUGCUAGUGAUGAUCCCCGCGAAAGACCCAACCGAGGGACCCGCUAGUAGUAGUACACCUUCUGGCGAACCCGCUGUAACGCAAGAAACUACAGCCGAAGCAACGCUUACCGAUGCAACAGCUCCCACCGUGCUGUCACCAUCGAAGCAGCUCGAGGUGAACCUAACGGAGGAAAACCCAAUGCCCGUGUUUAGCGAGUGGGCCCAGAAACAGAUGGCCGAGGCGGAGAAGAAGCUCGGCGAGGUGGUCAAUGCGUCCGCGAUGAAGAAGGGCACCAAACCGGCCGGCAGCAAGGCGGGCACCGGCUCGAUGAAGCUGCGCGCCAAAAACUACGCUGCCCCGGAGUGUGGCGCAAAGAUUAUUGCCUCCAACCCGGAAGCGCAGAGUACGGGUUCGGUGCUUACCGCACCGAAGGACGAGUAUCUGCUAAACCCGUGCACGAGCAAGAUUUGGUUCGUGGUGGAGCUGUGCGAACCGGUGCAGGCGGAACGCAUCGAGCUGGCCAACUUUGAGCUGUUUUCGUCCUCGCCGAAAGAGUUUAGCGUGUCGGUAAGCAAUCGCUUUCCGACGCGCGAUUGGGCGAACGUGGGCCAGUUCACGGCCAAAGACGAGCGGGACGUGCAGAGCUUUCUGCUGCAUCCGCAUCUGUUCGGGAAGUUUGUGCGGGUCGAGAUUCUGUCGCACUACAACCAGGAACACUUCUGUCCGGUUUCGCUGUUCCGUGUGUACGGUACGUCGGAGUUUGAAGCGUUCGAGACGGACAACACACCGUUGCAGCCGGACGAGGACGAUGAUGAUGAUGAGCUGGUGGCGGUAUUGGGUGGAGUAGGAGUGGGCAAGGAUCCUGUUACGGAUAAAAGUAAGCCCGUGGCCGGAGGGGAAGGAACGCUUGCGGACAAACGAUUCGUGAUCAACGGUGGCGUGGCGCAGCGGGACGGUCAAACGGUAGAGCCGCAGCAAGGCGUCGACGCGACGACGGGAGCUCCGAAAGGAGGCAAAAAUCCAAACAACAUUCUAAAAUCCGCCGGUGAGGUGGUGAUGAACAUGGUGAAGAAAGCGGCCGAAGCGCUCGGUAAAAGCGGCAACGAAAGUAACGAUGCGGCCACACCGGGAAGUCAUCCGUCGCCGGGGGGGAAAAUACCACUGACGGACGUGCUGACCGGCCUGCCAUCGCCAGCCUCACCUUCCUGUGUUACACUAGCUUAUACGAUACGUUGCGUUAACUGCACCGACCAUUUCCGGGCUCGGCUCGAGUCCUUGAUGAAUUGCAAACACAAUCUUCUCACUAGUCUACUAGGGGUGGCGCGAAUCGAGCACGCGUUCGAUUCCGCCCAGCAUUUUCUAUGUGCCAACGUGUUAGGAUUUAACUUACCGCGGUCGCUGCAGGGCGAGAGCGAGGGUGCGGGCGAGCUGGUGACGGUGUACCCUUCCGUCUGCUUGAAUAUGCGCUACAGCGUGCUGAACCUGCUGCCGGACGAGCUGGUGGCCGGGCUUUGCAAUACGGUGGCGUUUGAUCUGAAGCUGCUGGCGAAGGUGGAGGCUAGCGAUGCGGAGGGCCGUGAAAUUGAUGGAAGUGUGGUGGCUGGUGUUGAUGGGCCUAGCCAGAAUGCGUUGGAUCUACCACAGGGCGAACAUACCAAGCAGGGAGAGCAUCAUCAGCAGCAUCAGGUGGAGCAAACGCUAGACGUUGAAACGACUGCGCAAAAUGGCAAUGAGAAGGGAGAGCAGCAGGAACAAAAUGCCGUUCAGGAAGACAGUGAAAAGGGAUCACCACCUGGAGAUGCUGCAAUUGAUCCAUCUGGUAGUGAAAAUGCGUCCAAAGAGGAUGUGAACAUGUUUGCUACCGAACCGACGCCUCCUGCUGCAACCCCAGCCGAACCGGAACGGGAUGAAGCGUCUCAAAAUGUGGAUGGACAGAAGGAACAGGAGCAACAACAGCAGCAGGAAGACUUUGCCAACAAUCAACAUUGGGAAACGAUCGACGAUCAGUCCGAAAUGGCUGGAACGGGCCCGUCCGGAAGUGGAGCGUUCACGACAGGUCCCGCUGCUACCACGGUCACCCCAGGAAUGGCCACUGGACAGCAGAAAGUGCAGCCGGAAAGCGUUUUUCUUCGCUUAUCGAAUAGAAUAAAGGCGCUCGAGCGUAACAUGAGCCUCUCGGGACAGUAUCUGGAGGAGCUGAGCCGCCGCUACCGGAAGCAGGUGGAAGAGCUGCAGCAUUCGUACGCGAAAACGUUGCACGAGAUCCAGGAACAGAACCAGCGGAUGGCCGACAGCGAAACGAAGCUGCGCGAGGUGAACGAACGCUUGCGGCAGGAGCUGGUAGACUUUCAAGCGACGGCUACCGAUUGGCGCAACAUUGCGCUGGCCGUGCUGACGAUGAUCGUACUGAUGCUGUUCACACUACUCGCAAUGGUCAGGUCGGUAGCGAGGAGUGUGAAUCGUCUUACAGCGGGCCAUCCGUUGGAAGGGCAGCAUCAGCAGCAACAGCACCCGGUACCGCUCCCGAAAAGCGUUAUCGAUCGUGAACUGGCCCAGGUGGGUUCGGACGCCAAACCAAUCCGCGGGCGCAUGCUGCGACGCAAAUCCAUCGACGGAAUGCCGACGAGCGGUGGCUCGGUAGAUUUAACCGGCAGUACGGUCAGCAGCGCAUCGGGCAUCAUUAUUGCAACGGCUGAACCGUCCACAGUUGCCACGAGCUUAUCGCCGGGCCGGUUGCGCAAAAAGCGCCCGAGCGAGGAGGCACUUAACAUAAGCGGCACGUACGUGAAUCUGCUGAUCGAUGACGAUGCGAGGGAAGUGGGAGUGCCGCCACAUCCGUCAUCCGUGCCCCCGCUGGCUAUGGAGCGGAAAAAGUCAAAACAAAAGCACCGCAAAGUGUCAGCACCGUCGAUGAUGGGCGUCAUUAGCAGCUCGACACCGUUGGCGACCGGACAGGGCGUUGCAUUUUCUAGUCACGAACCAGCGAAACGUUCCCUGUCGAUGAUCGAAGCGAGACAGAUGGUGAAUGGUGGCGGACAGCAAACACCGGAGAAGGACACAAGCAGCCGUAUCGAUGAGUUGCCCUACCUGGAAGAUAACGACGAGUUUAUCAUACCCACGGCAAGCGACCUGUCGUACGACGAGUAUAUGCCCGGCUCGAACGCUUCCACGGCGGAGGCCGGACUGACGCCGAACGAAAUGGAGAUGCGAAAGAUGAAUGGAACGGCCAACACCGCCGCCACCACCAUGACCACGCUGUCCGAUAGGAACGGUAGCAGCGGGAUGUCACCGAGCGGGGAAGACUCGCUCGAUGGGGCGGUUCAGCAGAAAGUCGCGACAAAGUCAUCGCGACGCCUUUCGUCGCCUGCAUUUUUCAAAAGCUCGCUGCUACGGUCAAGCCUUGGCUCGAAAAAGCAUCGCUCGGCCAAGAAAGCUUCGGCCGCCAACGGGAGUGGUGGUAGCAGUAGUAGUGGUGGUAGUAGUGCCAACACUAGCAGCAAUAGCAGUAACAGUUCCAACACAAGUUCCGCACUGCGCGAGCUCGGUGCCGGCGAUGCGGGAAUGAGUGAAAGCGCCCGCGGCAACGUGCAGGACAGCAGCUGGUACCGCUGGUGGUCGUCGGAGCAGAGCAAAGGGGUGCUGUCCUCCCCCUCGCCGGCAUCUAGUCAGGAGGUGGCUGCAUCUCCGGAAGGUAAGCAGCAGCAACGCCAAAGGAUAGGUAAAGCCAAAUCAGCCAGCCCGUCGGACGGGGCCAGCUCCAAGCUGCUGCUGCUGGGCGAAAGUCCGGUAAAGCUGUCCGUCUCGUUCAACGGUGACCUGCCGGCGAAUGGUGGUAGUGGUGGUGUGUUGGAGCGGAAAUCUAGCCGGGGCAGUAUACGGCGAUUGUUCCGGAAGGUGUUCUGAGGACUGUCGAUUAAGUAGAAGUGUAUGCAUUAGGCUCGAUAUUAUACACAUACAAGAUAAACUAUCAUUAAAAUAGACUGACGCUGCCCUCCCCCCUUUUUUGCACCAUUAUUUGGAAAAGGCGGUGGGGUGAAUGUUUUGAAAAAGCAUCCGUGAAAGCCAUUAGUAGCACAGGGUGGCCGACUUUCCACGGGAGCCCAGCGCGAGCUCUGGUAGGGAACAGUGUGUGUGUGCGUGGUAGAUGUUUUAGUUUUAGCCUACUUUGUGGCAAACACACACACGCACACGUGGUGGUGAUCACUUUGAAGAAGGCGAAGGAGUAAUUAGAGUAUAUUUGAAAAUGGUUCCUUUCUGUUUCUCUCAACCUAGUAGGCCCGCCACUGGCGCUCGUCUGUUUGUAUCGUUUCUUACCUUUGUUGUAUAUUACUUCUGUCUCUUAUUUAUGUUUGAUGUCUAUGUAACACCAUCUCUGCUUGAUGGGACGAGGCGGCGAGAAAACGGUUAAUUUAAAUAGUAAGUGUAGAAUGAAGAGCGAAAAAAAACACAAGAACCACUGUCGCCGUUAAUAUUAACUGUACUGUAGCUCUGUGUCACAUAUUAGAGGGCGUGUAAGGUAGAACCGCGUUCGUUCAGCGAGAACCGGCUAUUGUUUCCUUUUCCCAUCCCGCUUCGAAAGCAUUUUUUGAAAAUGUGUCCUUAUAAAUUAUUUCAAUUGUUUGUGCAAGAAAAAAAGCUCUCCCACGUGGCUUACAGGGUUUUCCAGGAGUUCUCAUAGUUUUCAUAGAGUUCUCAAUUGGGAAUUGGACUCUAUAGCACCAUUGUUGGAAAAUUCCAGUAAGAUUUUUCAAUGAGUCUGGCCAUAAAAUCCAAUUUCCAACAUAUGAAGUUCACUUCCAAUAGGAAAGAAUCAAGGAAAUGUCCCACAGUUAUGAGAACCACCGCGGAAACCCUGUACGACUGUUUUCUUUCAAAUUGAUGUUAAUUGGAUGGUAUGUUUUAAAACGUUAAGCGUUAUUGGGCCAGUAUUGUGUGUUUUUUUUAAAGAAAAUUAAUUAAAAAGAGGAUAAAAAUGAGAACUGUUUAGGCAAUUUAAAACCCUUCUGUUAGCGAAUUAAACCAAAAAAAAUUAGUGUUACCAAAAUUCAAAACCACAAAACCCCCCUCCGCCCUCCCCCCCCUUCUAUUGGAAACACAAUGGCGCCAUUAAUGGUGAUAACACCACCGUAUGCAUGUUUAACCGCACACGUACGCUAAGCGUUUUCCUGUGCCGCACACUAUUAGAAAAAAAAAUCGUUUUGAUGUACCAGUUCCACUAGUAGGUGUUAAAUGGGGCAUUAUAAUCACAAAAAAAAAGAAUCGAGUUUGUUAUGGAGAAAGGCGGAAAAACAAGUUGCAAUAUUGCGAUCGUGUGAAUUAGUAGGAAAUUGUCCCCUUUUUUUGCUUUUUCACGGUACAUACAGAAACGGUAAUUGCGGUCAUUUGAAGGUAAAAUUAGUGGAAAAGGUGGAAAAUGGGGAUGAGCAACACUACCGUUGAAACGUGCAAGUAGUUCAGCCGAAAUAAAUUAUUUUGUUAUCAAUAGAA
Anopheles arabiensis is the source of this 6767-nucleotide messenger RNA. Its product is annotated as SUN domain-containing ossification factor. The transcript is spliced from 4 exons. The record is from RefSeq and is a predicted model, not a curated record. The coding region runs from base 522 to 5183 and encodes 1553 amino acids. Gene Ontology annotation, cellular component: membrane; cytoplasm. Lineage: Eukaryota; Metazoa; Arthropoda; Insecta; Diptera; Culicidae. Gene Ontology annotation, biological process: protein folding in endoplasmic reticulum.